This is a messenger RNA of Boeremia exigua, 2342 nucleotides long. Its product is annotated as amino acid permease-domain-containing protein. The coding region runs from base 311 to 2092 and encodes 593 amino acids. Gene Ontology annotation, cellular component: membrane. NCBI's taxonomy places the organism in Eukaryota, Fungi, Ascomycota, Dothideomycetes, Pleosporales, Didymellaceae. The transcript has 2 exons. Gene Ontology annotation, biological process: amino acid transmembrane transport. The record is from RefSeq and is a predicted model, not a curated record. Gene Ontology annotation, molecular function: amino acid transmembrane transporter activity.
CCGCGAGAGAAGCUCCGCCGCCCUAGCCCGAUACCCUCCCACCCCGGCGCCUAUUCCGUAUUCCAUCACGUACCGUAUCUCUGGACCCUGGUCCACCACCCCGGUCUCACAGGCGGCGCUCGUGUGUAAAAUGAGCCUGGGCCCUGCCGUUCGCGCAUAAGCACAACUGACGACUCCAUUUUCCAGGAUCCCCCUCGCGAACCCAAGCAGUCACGAUUCAAGCUGCGCUGCAGCGACACCGCCUCGAGCUUGCAGCGCCUGCUGCCGUUCCUCGCACCCGGCCAAACCACCACUGCUGUUUCCCUCGAAAAUGGUCGUCGACGACGACAUGUACGGCACCGAAAAGAGCUUUGGCAGGGCGUCGCAGAACUCGGACUACUAUGGCGAGAGCUCAGAGCAUCGAGACGGGAUAGCCAUGAGGGUGCUGGACAGUUUCAGGCGCGACCCGAACUCGACCAUGCUGCCCAAGGGAGGCUCGGGAGUCGACGGGACCGCCUACGAUGUCGAACAAGCAGCAGCAAACACGGCAAGCUCACCACUGGCGCGCAAGCUGAAAGGCCGCCACUUGCAGAUGAUUGCCAUCGGUGGCUCCAUAGGUACCGGUCUUUUUGUCGGCUCCGGCCAAGCACUAGCGAACGGUGGGCCCGGUUCGCUUGUAAUAGCGUACUGCCUGGUCGGUAUCAUGUUGUACUGCACCGUCCACGCCCUGGGCGAGAUGGCAGUACUGUUUCCUGUUGCAGGUUCCUUCUCGGCCUACUCGACCCGCUUCAUCGAUCCGGCAUGGGGAUUCGCUAUGGGAUGGAACUACGCUCUGCAAUGGCUCGUCGUGUUACCGCUGGAGAUUGUCGCCGCUACCUUUACCAUCGAAUACUGGACCAAGGACAACCACGUCGUCGACAACAAUGUUUACGUCACCAUCUUCCUGAUUCUCAUCGUCGUCAUCAACCUGUUCGGUGUCAAAGGGUACGGUGAAGCUGAGUUUGUGUUCGCGAUUAUCAAGAUCACUGCCGUGAUCGGAUUCAUCAUCCUGGGCAUUAUCAUCAACAUCGGUGGCGGACCGAACGGUAGCUAUAUCGGCGGAAAGUACUGGCGAGACCCUGGUCCCUUCAACAACGGCUUCAAAGGACUUUGCAGCGUCUUCGUCAACGCAGCUUUCGCAUUCUCUGGAACCGAGCUAGUUGGUCUUGCUGCGGCAGAAACCGCAAAUCCCCGCAAAUCGUUGCCAACCGCCGUAAAGCAGGUGUUCUGGCGAAUCUCCCUGUUCUACAUUGUCUCACUCACAAUCGUCGGCCUGCUGGUAUCCUACGAGGAGCCCCGUCUCCUGCAAAACGAAAACGGCGCGAACGCUGUCGCCUCGCCCUUUGUCAUCGCCAUCCAGAAUGCCGGCAUUGAAGGUCUGCCCUCGGUUUUCAAUGCAGUCAUCAUGAUCGCCGUGCUCUCCGUCGGCAACUCCUCUAUAUACGGCUCAUCCCGUACCCUCGCUGCGCUGGCAGAACAACACCAAGCGCCAAGGAUUUUCGCCUACAUCGACCGUCAAGGCCGCCCCCUUGUCUCCAUUGCCUUCGCGCUUUCCAUCGGCCUCCUCGCCUACUUCGCCGGUGCGGAUGACAACCUACGGGAUGGUGUCUUCAACUGGCUCCUUGCUCUCUCUGCACUAUCAGCCGUCUUCACCUGGAUGUCCAUUUGUCUGGCGCAUAUCCGCUUCCGCAAGGGCUGGCGCGUUCAGGGCCACAGUCUGUCUGAACUCGCCUUCCGCUCACAACCGGGCUUGAUCGGCUCCUAUGUUGGUCUCAUCUUCAACGUACUGGUUCUUAUCGCCCAAUUCUGGGUUGCGUUUGCACCUUUCAAAUACGGCGAUCUGUCAACAUCACAACGGCUGCAGCGCUUCUUCAGCAUCUACCUCGCACUCCCUGUCACCGUUGCAUUCUACAUUCCCUACAAGCUCUACUAUCGCACCUCAGUUGUCAGGUCACAUAACAUGGACUUGCACACGGGCAUUCGCGAGCUGAACAUCGAAGCUCUAAUCCAGGAGGAGCGCGAAGAGCGAAAGAAGUGGCCUAAGUGGAAGAAGGUUUACAAGUUCCUCUGCUAACGACGUCUCACGUCGAGCGCUUCGGCGCAGUCUCGUCCUCGAUUUUGUUACUUGCAGCGUUUAUGCAUCACAUUUCUGUUUUACUGGGUGGAGUUGAUACCAGGCGGCAUGUCCGUUUUCCGGCAUUGCGCAGCCCUUGCACGUUUUAUGCUGUACGCUAUUACCCUCGGAGCAUUGGGGAAAAGUGUAGAUAGAGAGAGUCGACGAGAUGGGUGGACAGUUAAUGAACAAUGUCACAUACCUACUGAUC